AGGUUUUUCUCCAGACAUGUGAAAUCGAAUAUCGCUGUAUUUACAAAACAAUGGAAAGGAUUUUAAUCAAUCAUCGGUCGAUGGAUUGUUUUCAAGAUGGCAGAUGUCGGUACUAAACAAAUGUCUCAAAAAAGUGCAAAAAUUGCAGCCGGAGCAGUGGUGUGUGUUGAAAGUGAAAUACGGGGAGACGUUACCAUAGGUCCACGAACAGUGGUCCAUCCGAAGGCUCGGAUUAUAGCCGAGGCGGGGCCCAUUGUGAUCGGAGAGGGCAACCUCAUCGAGGAGCAGGCCCUUAUCUUCAACAGUCACCCUGAAAACAUCCUACCUGACACAGAAGGAGUAGAGCCCAAGACCAUGACAAUCGGAACCAAUAAUGUUUUUGAAGUUGGGUGCGUGUCCCAGGCCUUGAAAAUUGGGGAUAACAACGUCAUUGAAUCCAAAGCUGACCUAGGCCGCAACGUCAUUCUCACCAGCGGCUGCAUCAUCGGAGCCUGUUGCCAGGUGAACACGUGUGAGGUCAUCCCCGAGAACACGGUCAUCUACGGUUCGGGGUGCAUGCGCCGGGUCCAGACGGAGAGGCCGCAGCCACAGACACUCCAGCUAGAUUUCCUAAUGAAGAUUCUGCCCAAUUACCAUCAUCUAAAGAAGACUAUCAAAGGAAGCUCCACACCUGCCAAAAACUGACUGCAUUCGACUGAUUAAUUUCUAUAAACUUAACCUGAAACACUCAGACCACGUAAGCAAAAAGCACUCUGCCAGCUGGAUGGAGAGGAACAAGUUUGGCCCGGCUUCAGAACGGUUCCUGUAAAAAAAUGUCUGUCAUUAAUUUUUAAACCAUAAGUCUGCUCAUCUAUGGCGAAUGUUAAUUUAUCAUUGUGCAAAAAUGCUUUGCUGUAAUUAUGUCGGUUGUUAAAAUAGUCAAUAAAAGGCUAAAAUAA
Molecule: messenger RNA, 938 nt
Organism: Anguilla anguilla (European eel)
Lineage: Eukaryota; Metazoa; Chordata; Actinopteri; Anguilliformes; Anguillidae
Product: dynactin subunit 6-like
Exons: 7
Coding region: 97-684 (195 amino acids)
Biological process (GO): mitotic spindle organization
Cellular component (GO): dynactin complex
Molecular function (GO): dynein complex binding
Source: RefSeq, a predicted model, not a curated record